GACUGCAGGCAGAGGAAUCACUCCUGGACGCAGGCCCCAUCAUCAUGGGCAGCCCAGAGGGGCGCUUCCAUUUCGCCAUUGACCGAGGAGGCACCUUCACCGAUGUGUUCGCCCAGUGCCCAGGUGGGCACGUGCGGGUCUUGAAGCUGCUCUCAGAGGAUCCUGCCAACUAUGCAGAUGCACCCACUGAGGGCAUUCGCCGAAUCUUGGAGCAGGAGGGGGGUGUGCUGUUGCCCCGGGACCGGCCAUUGGACACCAGCCGCAUUGCCAGCAUCCGCAUGGGCACCACCGUGGCCACCAAUGCGUUAUUGGAACGUCGAGGGGAGCGGGUAGGGCUGCUGGUGACAAAAGGCUUCCGAGACCUGCUGCACAUUGGUACCCAGGCCCGUGGGGACCUCUUUGACUUGGCCGUGCCCAUGCCGGAGGUGUUGUACUCGGAGGUGCUGGAGGUAGAUGAGCGCGUGGUGCUGUAUCGCCGCGAGUCAGGUGCUGGCACACCUGUCAAAGGGCGCACAGGGGAUCUGCUGGAGGUACAGCAGCCUGUGGACCUGGGAGACCUGCGGGGGAAGCUGGAAGGGCUCCUGGCCCGAGGCAUCCGAAGCCUGGCCGUGGUGUUCAUGCAUUCCUACACGUGGGCUCAGCACGAGCAGCAGGUGGGCGCGCUGGCCCGGGAGCUGGGCUUCACACACGUGGCGCUGUCCUCUGAGGCCAUGCCCAUGGUGCGAAUUGUACCUCGGGGGCACACAGCCUGUGCCGACGCCUACCUCACGCCUACCAUCCAGCGAUAUGUGCAGGGCUUCCGCUGCGGCUUCCAAGGCCAACUCAAGGACAUACAGGUGCUGUUCAUGCGUUCGGACGGUGGACUGGCACCCAUGGACGCCUUCAGCGGCUCCCGAGCUGUCCUCUCAGGCCCCGCUGGGGGUGUGGUUGGCUAUUCAGCCACCACUUACCGGGCCGAGGGGGGUCAGCCGGUCAUCGGGUUUGACAUGGGAGGCACGUCCACCGACGUGAGCCGUUACGCUGGAGAGUUUGAACAUGUCUUUGAGGCCACUACAGCUGGCCUCACCCUCCAGGCUCCACAGCUAGACAUCAACACAGUAGCAGCUGGUGGGGGCUCCCGCCUCUUCUUCAGGUCGGGCCUCUUUGUGGUGGGGCCUGAAUCUGCUGGAGCCCACCCUGGCCCUGCUUGUUACCGCAAAGGGGGCCCCGUGACACUGACAGACGCUAACCUGGUUCUGGGUCGCCUGUUACCUGCUUCCUUCCCCUGCAUCUUUGGGCCUGGAGAGGACCAGCCGCUGUCCCCCGAGGCCUCCUGUAAGGCUUUAGAGGCUGUGGCUACUGAAGUCAACAGCUUCCUGGCAAAUGGGCCCUGCCCUGCUGCCCUGCUGAGCCUGGAGGAGGUAGCCAUGGGGUUUGUGCGGGUGGCCAAUGAGGCCAUGUGCCGGCCCAUCAGGGCACUUACGCAGGCGCGAGGCCAUGACCCCUCGGCCCAUGUGUUGGCCUGCUUCGGGGGAGCUGGCGGGCAACACGCCUGUGCCAUCGCCCGGGCCCUGGGCAUGGACACCGUACAUAUCCAUAGGCACAGCGGGCUGCUGUCGGCAAUGGGGUUAGCUCUGGCAGAUGUGGUCCACGAGGCCCAGGAACCCUGUGCCUUGCCCUAUGGCCCUGAGACCUUUGUGCAGCUGGACCAGAGGCUGGGCCGUCUGGAGGAACAGUGCGUGGAUGCUCUGAGGGCCCAGGGCUUCCCCAGGUCCCAGAUAAGCACCGAGAGCUUCCUACACUUACGCUACCAGGGUACCGACUGUGCGCUGAUGGUCUCUGCCCACCAGCAUCCAGCCACUGCCCGCUCACCCCAUGCCGGUGACUUUGGGGCAGCCUUUGUGCAGAGAUACAUGAGGGAGUUUGGCUUCGUCAUCCCUGAGCGGCCAGUGAUGGUGGAUGAUGUCCGGGUGAGGGGCACUGGCCGCAGCGGCCUUCGCCUCGAGGAAACCUCCAAAGUCCAGACUGGGCCUCCCCGGGUGGACAAGAUGACCCAGUGCUACUUUGAGGGGGGCUACCAGGAGACCCCCGUGUACCUGUUGGGAGAGCUGGGCUUUGGGCACAAGCUCCAGGGGCCCUGUCUCAUCAUCGACAGCAACAGCACUAUCCUGGUGGAGCCAGGCUGCCAAGCGGAGGUGACAGAGAUGGGAGACAUCCGGAUUUCCGUGGGAGCCGAGGUCCCCAGCACAGUGGGUGCCCAGCUCGACCCCAUCCAGCUGUCCAUCUUCUCACACCGCUUCAUGAGCAUUGCGGAGCAGAUGGGCCGUAUCCUGCAACGCACAGCCAUCUCCACCAACAUCAAGGAGCGACUGGACUUCUCAUGUGCACUCUUUGGGCCAGACGGGGGGCUGGUCUCUAACGCCCCUCAUAUCCCAGUGCACCUGGGCGCCAUGCAGGAGACAGUUCAAUUCCAGAUCCAGAAGUUGGGGACUGACCUCCAUCCUGGCGAUGUGCUUUUGAGUAACCAUCCCGUCGCAGGGGGCAGCCACCUGCCAGACCUGACUGUCAUCACACCGGUGUUCUGGCCAGGCCAGACUCGGCCUGUGUUCUAUGUGGCCAGCCGCGGGCACCAUGCGGACAUCGGUGGCAUCACACCAGGCUCCAUGCCUCCCCACUCCACCAUGCUGCAGCAGGAAGGCGCUACUUUCCUGUCCUUCAAACUCGUCCAGGGGGGCGUUUUCCAGGAGGAGGCUGUGACUGAGGCCCUGCGGGCACCAGGCAAGAUCUCAGGCUGCAGUGGGACCCGGAACCUCCAUGAUAACCUGUCGGACCUCCGUGCCCAGGUGGCAGCCAACCAGAAGGGCAUUCAGCUGGUGGGGGAGCUCAUCGGGCAGUAUGGGCUGGACGUGGUGCAGGCCUAUAUGGGCCACAUCCAGGCGAAUGCUGAGCUGGCCGUUCGGGACAUGCUUCGUGCCUUUGGGACUUCCAGACAAGCCCGGGGCCUACCCCUGGAGGUGUCAGCUGAGGACCACAUGGAUGACGGUUCCCCAAUUCGACUCCGGGUGCAGAUCAACCUGGGUCAGGGCAGUGCGGUGUUUGACUUCAGUGGCACUGGGCCUGAGGUGUUUGGCAACCUCAACGCCCCUCGGGCCAUCACGCUCUCUGCCCUCAUCUACUGUCUUCGCUGUCUGGUGGGCCGCGACAUUCCUCUCAACCAGGGUUGCCUGGCACCAGUUCGAGUUGUGAUUCCACGAGGCUCCAUCCUGGACCCGUCCCCUGAGGCGGCAGUGGUUGGCGGCAACGUGCUGACGUCACAACGUGUGGUCGACGUCAUCCUGGGGGCUUUUGGGGCCUGUGCAGCUUCCCAGGGCUGCAUGAACAACGUGACCCUGGGCAAUGCCCAUAUGGGGUACUAUGAGACAGUGGCAGGUGGUGCGGGCGCGGGUCCCGGCUGGCACGGGCGCAGCGGUGUGCACAGCCACAUGACCAACACGCGCAUCACCGACCCCGAGAUCCUGGAGAGCCGGUACCCGGUAGUCCUGCGCCGCUUUGAGCUGAGGCCGGGCUCUGGAGGCCGUGGCCGCUUCCGGGGUGGUGAUGGCGUCAUUCGUGAGUUGCUCUUCUGUGAGGAGGCGCUGCUGUCGGUGCUGACGGAGCGCCGCGCCUUCCGGCCCUACGGCCUCCACGGGGGUGAGCCGGGAGACCGAGGCCUCAACCUGCUGAUCCGCAAGGAUGGGCGCACUGUCAACCUAGGUGGGAAGACGUCGGUGUCUGUGUACCCUGGGGACGUGUUCUGUCUCCACACCCCUGGUGGGGGCGGUUACGGAGACCCCGAGGACCCAGCCCCCCCACCAGGGUCGCCCCCACAGGCCCCAGCCUUCCCGGAGCGCGGCAGCGUGUACGAGUACCGCCGGGCUCAGGAGGCUGUGUAAGGCUCCCAUUAAAGAUGCUGAAG
This is a messenger RNA of Chrysochloris asiatica (Cape golden mole), 3934 nucleotides long. It is a transcript of the gene OPLAH, whose product is annotated as 5-oxoprolinase (ATP-hydrolysing). Gene Ontology annotation, biological process: glutathione metabolic process. The transcript is spliced from 26 exons. Bases 45 to 3911 code for a protein of 1288 amino acids. The record is from RefSeq and is a predicted model, not a curated record. Gene Ontology annotation, cellular component: cytosol. Gene Ontology annotation, molecular function: 5-oxoprolinase (ATP-hydrolyzing) activity. Lineage: Eukaryota; Metazoa; Chordata; Mammalia; Afrosoricida; Chrysochloridae.